UGGUUUUACCAUUUGUUUACCUACCUACUUUAUAUACCUACUCUUUGUUGUUGUUAAAUUGCUAAUGCUUAAAUGCUAUGUUUGUGUAGUUAUUUGCAAAGAGUAUAUAUAUAAAUGUAGGUAAUUUCUACUUGUUAUAAUACGUCAUUGGUGCAUCACUAUUUUGAGUUCGAAGUUAGGUAUAUAGAAUUAGAAUAGAUUGUUUUCGCAGAGUAAUAUAAAAGUAACGGUUUGAAGCUUCGAGAACUCUUAAAAUAAACGUGCACGUUGUUUCGAUUUAAUAGUUCAAAAUGUCUAAAAUAUUUACUCCAACAAAUCAAAUUCGUUUAACUAAUGUCGCCAUAGUAAGGUUAAAGAAAGGUGGUAAAAGGUUCGAGAUAGCGUGUUACAAAAACAAAGUAUUAUCUUGGCGAAAUAAAUUGGAAAAAGAUAUUGAUGAGGUAUUGCAGACUCAUACUGUAUUUACCAAUGUAUCAAAAGGACAAGUAGCUAAAAAGGAAGAUUUGGUUAAAGUGUUUGGUAAAGAUGACCAAACUGAAAUUUGUAAACUAAUUUUAGAGAAAGGUGAAUUACAAGUUUCAGAUAAGGAGCGGCACUCUCAGAUAGAUUCACUGUUCAAAGACAUUGCUACAACUGUGGCAGAUAAGUGUGUUAAUCCUGAAACUAAGAGACCAUACUCUGUUUCUAUUAUAGAAAAAGCUAUGAAGGAUAUACAUUUUUCAGUUAAUAUCAAUAAAAGUGCCAAACAGCAGUCAUUAGAGGUAAUACCAUUAAUAAAAAAAGAAAUUCCUCUUGAACGAGCCCAAAUGAGGGUAAGAAUUUCAUUAAGUGGAAAAGAUGCUCGUAAGAUAAGAGAAAAAGCUCUAAAAAUGGCAAUGAGUGUAGAAGAGGACAACUGGGAAUCGGGAACAGCUAACAUUAUAUGUCUUAUCGAUCCUGGAAGCCUCCGAGUUUUGGACGAGUUGAUCAAGACGGAAACAAAAGGCACUGGACAGUUUGAAUUGUUGAGUUUGAAAGAAAUGAUUGAAGGCGAACAAGCCCUAUAAAAUGCAUAUUACUUCAAUUACUAUAAGGUGUUUUAUAACUUUUAAUUAAUAUAUAAUAAACUAUUAUUGUUGAUA
This is a messenger RNA of Melitaea cinxia (Glanville fritillary), 1121 nucleotides long. RefSeq names its product ribosome maturation protein SBDS (gene Sbds). Lineage: Eukaryota; Metazoa; Arthropoda; Insecta; Lepidoptera; Nymphalidae. Bases 291 to 1046 code for a protein of 251 amino acids. The record is from RefSeq and is a predicted model, not a curated record. The transcript has 2 exons. Gene Ontology annotation, biological process: cytosolic ribosome assembly; ribosome biogenesis.